Molecule: messenger RNA, 2051 nt
Organism: Blepharisma stoltei
Lineage: Eukaryota; Ciliophora; Heterotrichea; Heterotrichida; Blepharismidae
Source: the annotation of a GenBank genome assembly
AUGCAAACUGACCAAAUGCACUUCUUAAAGCUAUUAGAGCUGGCCUCGAAGAAUAAUAUUGUAAGAGCUAUGUAGAUCACUUUAUUGAUCCCAAAUACAAUUAUCUAUGGAUUUGGAUUUAACUCACUUACACUGAUAAAAAACAAUGAAAGAAGCCUAGAGUUCAAGCGGAUAACAGAAGAGCAAUUUAAAGAAAAUCUGCAGUUUAUUGGUGAAGAUGACAGUGAGUUUCCAUUUGCAGUUUUUAAAACGAAUUUCAAGCUUAAUUUAGCAAUGACUAGCUUCCCCCGUUUAUAUUUGAAUAAAAAAUCUGUUCCAAUUAAAAGGGUUAAUAUUUUCUUCAAAAAAAAUAAAUUAAUUGAUAAAUUUACUGGUUUAUUUCUAAUUUUCUUUAAAUAGUUUUAUACUUACAUCCUCAUUUAACAUAGAAUAAGUUAUAAUUUUUGCGACAUUAAAUUGGCUAUUAAAGCUAUUUUCAUAUAAAUUAUUAUUUUUUACUAUAAACAAAAGUUUUAUUCCAAUAUAAAGAGGCCAAUACCCCAAAUGAAAAUUUACCUAUAUAUUUUUCCAAUUUAGAGGGGUGUAAAGAGGAUGCCUUUAAUAUUGGAAAAUCUUUUAUGAAAGAUAAUAUAAGUUUUAGCUUACAAACUUUUAUAGUUUGUCCUAAUACAAAUGCCCAAAUUGUCAGAGUCCAGUGAUCAAAAUGUAAUGGAUUUUUUGCGAAAGUUAUAAGAAAUCAGUUCCCUUAUACACAAAAAUCAAUUUCCAAAAAAGUUUUAUCAAAAGCAUAUUUGUCUGAUGAUUUUCAAAAUAUUUUUGAAAAAUAUGAUAUUAUUGAAAGUUCUUUCCUAAUAGUCCAAAAGAUAAUCUCAAAGCCUGCGAAAUUAUCGCAAGGAACUAUUGUAUUAGCACAUCAAAUCAAUUUUAUUAAAGUUUUAUUAGAAGAAUCCAUUCUUAAUAGCACAAAACUUAUAAAGAUUUCAGGUGAUUUUAUUCAAGAUGAAAAUGAAAAUUGGUAUUUUUUAAAUAUUCACUCUUAUGCAACUGCACCUAUACUUAUUCCUCAAGGCUAAAUCUUUGGCCAAUUUUUUUGCAAUAAUUUAAAAAAAAGAAAAUCACCCAAUAAUAUUUGAUUAAGCUGUAUGGCAGAAUUGAUCAAUAAAAUAAUAUAUCAAUCAAUAUAGUAAAAAUUAUUUCAACGUAUGUGUAUUCUUUGAAAUAAGCAUGAAAAGGUUUUUUGUUGCCUCUAGGAGAGGAAAGUUAGAAAUAACGCAACUAUAAGGCCAACAACCGCAAUAAGCGAGCCAUUUCAUUCAAGGAUGCCUAGCAGUCCAGGAUGCCAAACAAUCGGAUACUACUCGAGCUGUGGAUCUCCUAAGACUGUAUGUGAUAAAUAUCAGCGGACUUUUGAUUUUAGAAGCACAAGAGACAAAAUCUAUACCCCAAAUUCUCGAAAAUGCUCUUAUUCAGCUAUAAAAUCUCCUCUCAGACCUCUUAAUUUCAUAAAAAAUCUCGACAACGAAGCAAGGCUUUUAGAGAAGAAACUAGAGCAUGAUGUAAAUGAUUUAAUUGACAAAGACAAAAUAAAGCCUCUUAAAUUUAUGACCUAUAAAAAAUGAAUAAAAAGAAGAGAUGAUAGGCUGCCUGAUCAGCCUCUUGAAAGACUAUUUGCAGAAAGAAUUUCUUCUAAUAAAAAUAUCAUGCAGAGAAGGUAUAAUAAAGGCAUUAAAAAUCUGAAAAAUAUGGUACAGUCUAUGAACAAUAUUGUUAUGAAUAACGUUUUCUCAGGGGAAUAUAUGGCCAAGCAGGUCGCUAAGAUGCUGCUUCAAAAACUUUAUAAACUUCCAGGAGGAAGAUUAAUUUCCAAUAAAAGAAAAACAAGAUUUGUAGCGCAUAGAGCACAGAAAGGCUUAGCAAGGCUAGCAGAGCUUUGUGCAGAAGAAGAGCUUGAAACGGUAAAUACCAAGUUCGAACAGCUGCAGAAGAUUGUUUUAAGGUCAAAAGAGAGGCGUAGGUUAACUGAACUUGAUACAAAUAAUUCAAAUGAAUAA